CAGUCGCCCCCUUCCUUCGGCCGGCUCGGGCCUCUCUACCCGCCAGCGCCAUCUUGAGAGGACAAGCGGGGACGGGGGGGCCUUGUUGUCCGCCGCGGAUCCCCGAGGCUCGGGAUCUCCCUUGCGCGCGGACUCGACCCGCGGGUCGGUGCCGUGACUGGACCUGGACGGGCGGCGCUGAGGAGAACGAGCCGCCGCCAUGGAGGACGAAAUGCCCAAGACCCUGUAUGUGGGAAAUCUAUCAAGAGAUGUUACUGAAGCUCUAAUCCUCCAGCUGUUCAGCCAGAUUGGACCAUGCAAAAACUGCAAAAUGAUAAUGGAUACGGCUGGAAAUGAUCCAUAUUGUUUUGUGGAGUUCUAUGAGCAUCGUCAUGCAGCUGCAGCUUUAGCUGCUAUGAAUGGACGGAAGAUAAUGGGUAAGGAAGUCAAAGUGAACUGGGCAACAACCCCCAGCAGCCAGAAGAAAGAUACCAGCAGUAGUACCGUUGUCAACACACUGCGUUCACAAGACCACUUCCACGUCUUUGUUGGAGACCUCAGCCCAGAAAUUACAACUGAAGAUAUUAAAGCAGCUUUUGCCCCAUUUGGAAGAAUAUCGGAUGCACGAGUUGUUAAAGACAUGGCAACAGGAAAAUCUAAAGGAUAUGGCUUUGUUUCUUUCUUCAAUAAAUGGGAUGCCGAAAACGCUAUUCAGCAGAUGGGUGGACAGUGGCUUGGUGGAAGACAAAUAAGGACUAACUGGGCAACACGCAAACCUCCAGCUCCAAAGAAUACAUAUGAGUCAAAUGCCAAACAGCUUUCCUACGAUGAUGUUGUAAAUCAGUCCAGUCCAAGCAAUUGCACGGUGUACUGUGGUGGUGUUACUUCAGGGCUAACAGAGCAACUGAUGCGCCAGACGUUUUCUCCGUUCGGACAGAUAAUGGAAAUUAGGGUCUUCCCAGAUAAAGGGUACUCUUUUGUGCGGUUCAAUUCCCAUGAAAGUGCUGCUCAUGCAAUUGUUUCAGUCAAUGGCACAACCAUAGAAGGGCAUGUUGUGAAAUGUUAUUGGGGAAAAGAAACACCAGAUAUGAUUAAUCCAAUCCAGCAGCAAAAUCAAGUGGGAUAUCCACCCCCUUAUGGGCAGUGGGGCCAAUGGUAUGGAAAUGCGCAACAGAUUGGUCAGUACAUGCCUAAUGGAUGGCAAGUCCCUGCAUACGGAAUGUAUGGACAAGCAUGGAAUCAGGGAUUUAGUCAGACACAGUCUUCUGCAGCAUGGAUGGGUGCAAGCUAUGGCGUACCACCACCUCCACCACCCCCUCCACCCCCUCCCCAAGGACAGAAUGGAAGUGUUUUAACUAGUCAAACUGGAUAUCGGAUGGCAGGUUUUGAAACGCAGUGAAAGAGACUGACUCCGUAAUAGAAACAACUGGUGGCUCUGAGGCUAUAUGGAGCAUUGUAAAUCCUUUGUUUACUUUAAAAAAAUCUAUCCAAUCAAGUCAGUGCAAAUGUCCGAAACAGUAUUUAUUUUUAAUCAUGAAACUUUUGUCCACAUUUUUUUAAAAACACACACACAACCGGAAAUACUAGAUGCUGGAUAUCUGCCAACUUUUGCCUUCUUUUCCUCUUUUGAGAUGUGUUUCUUAAGAUCCUUGUUUGAAACACAACUAAUGCAGGGAUUUCUGCCUCUUUUAGAUUGGGGCAGAAAAUUGCACAAUAUCAAACUUUUUUUUCCACUGAAGUAGCGUGCAGUUCUAGUUUUCAUUCCUAGUAUGAUUUAAAAAUGUGUAUAUGAAAGCAGUUAAUACAAAAACCCACGCCAAAACUGUGUGAAUUCUGAAGAUUUAUUGUGAUCUUCAGCUUGUGCACAAUUCUGUUUUAAAGAGAGCCUAUUGUAUAAAGUGUCCAUCUCCUCACUUUUGUUAUACUGGGGUUCAAAUAUAACUUAUUGGUUUACAUUAUUUUGUAUCUAGACAUUUUUCAAAAAGUGGUUUUUUGCCUUACUGUCAGCUAUUAAAUUAUUAAAUGGGGGUGGGGGCAGGGAAUUGAUCAACAAAGUUAGUUGAGCAGGACGCUCUGAUGGAUCCAAUUCUUCAUGUUGUUAACUGUUUCGUUGUUAAACUUGAGAAGGUGCCUGGGAAAUCCCUGUUGGAUUUGCUUCAAGAUCUUUUAUCUUCAUUGAUGAAUUUCAGCCCAGUUUCAAAUACUGCUAAAAAUGUGACAUUCUUAUGAACCAGCUUUUUAAAAAAAUUGUCAGUUUUUACAUUUAACAUGUAUCCUUUCUCAUGUAAACUAUUUUAGCAAAUUAAUAUUUUUCACAAAAGUUGUUCAACUUUUGUAUGUCUCCUUCUUUGAAAGGGUAAAAAGGCAGAGCUCUUUGUGUGACUUAUGAGUACAGUUGAAAACUUUGGUUCUUGCAUGUGAAUAUCAGAUACAUUUAGUUUUUGAAUACACAGGCCUCUUUUCAGAGACAUGUAGAGAAGUCAUCAGUCUUAUUGUUAGCAGUUUUUUUCUCACAUGGAGUAAGUUUGACUUCAUUUCAGCAUAUACAAGGAGAGCUGUGGAAUCUUUUAGCAUUGUGUAAAUCAGACCAGAGUACAAGAAAUGCUCCAGUGAAGUCUGAAGGACCAGCCAGAUAAAUCAUUUUGAACUGUUAGAGGUCCAAAAACUGCCCAGAUUUAUCCUACCUCUUUUAGCCUUCAGAGUGCAACUCUCCUCCCCCCCCCCCCAAGAAAACCAGCCACCCAACAACAAAAAGAAAACCCGUAGUUCAAUAUUUGUUUAUAUUAAUUUUGGAGUACUGGCUAUUUUUGUUCUGCCUCUGUUGCACUGAAGCAACUUAUAAAAGCCUGAGUGUUUUUUGUGGAAAGAAGUAAUACUAAGACAAAGUGGGGGUUGACUUGGUGGCUGUUCUGCUUGUCUUGAUUUCAACCCCCUUGUUUGUCUUUGAGAAAUUUAUUCAUGAAAGAGGAAUUUUGAGAAGGUGUUCUGAGAGUAUACAAGGUUUUUUUUUAUUAUUUUGUAGUGGGUGGUGGAGAACAAGCGAGAAAGUGCAGCCUAGAAUGAAUGUAGAGAAAGUUUGUAAUCCAUGACUGUAUUCACAACUGGCAUUUAACAAAGAGCGAGAAGGGCCAGAAACGGCAUGACUAUCUACAGAGUAAUUCAGUACAGCUCUGCUUAAAAUUUACAGCUCUGUAAAGAGCUGAACACAAAUCUGUCAGAAAAUAAACUAACCUUGUAGACAAGACUGACCCCCAAUUCAAAACAAAGUAUAUUGAAGAGACACGUUUAACUCUGUAGUGAUGCCUGUUCAGAUUUGCAUAAAUUUGUGGUUAUCACCUCUGCCUGGACAAUUCUUUCAAAAGAGGACAUUUUAGUAGAUCUGAGGUGAGUUUGAUGCAUUGGAAUUUUCUGUAUUUGUGUGUUUUCAGCAAUAGAACUGCCCAGAUUUGGUCUACUUAAAUAAAAUUCCUGUCACUAACAUGGAUUUAAGACACUUUUGCCCGGUUCUUAAAAAAAAAUAAGGGGGAAAGCUUCUUGUAUCUUGUCAGUGCUGGUUUUUCUCUAUUUUGAACACAUAGGAAGAAAUUUAAGACAGGUUCUCUUGUUAGCCACAAUCAGACCUGUAAUGCAUCUCAAAAGAAUGAAUCAUUCAAAGCGGUAAAAUAGUGAUCUUAAAAAUAAAGUUCUAAAGUGUUCUCAAUUACAUUUCAAAAUUCUACUAAGAAUGAACUGAGGCCCUCAAAGAAUAGGUGUACUGCUUAGCUGGUAUUCUGUACAUAAGACAGAGGCUGAAUCUUGCCAGAUGUAAUUCCAAAGUUCUUUUCUGUCUGCUGUAACCAGUUUAUAGUAACCUGAAGGCAAAUAAGUUGACAGUGGUUUGAGUCCAUUUCUUCCUCACACAAUCACCCUUGGUUCAAGCAUGUGUACAUGUGCCUGUGUGUUUACAAAGCGAGUUUUCUUGAUGUGAAACUCAUAAAUGGAACGGUACCCCAUAUAGAUAGUGAAGGAAAAUGAAGCAAUCUGGGGGGUUUAGUAGAGCCCAUUUUUAUGUUUGUAUGAACAUUAAACGCCUCAUUUGAAUUAAUGUAUUUUGAUACUUUGUGUUUAGAAGUUCGAGUUCUUUACUACAGAAGCUGUGACUUUUGAAAGCCAUUGAGGGUGUAAAUAAAAGAUGUGAGCUUGCA
Molecule: messenger RNA, 4163 nt
Organism: Sphaerodactylus townsendi
Lineage: Eukaryota; Metazoa; Chordata; Lepidosauria; Squamata; Sphaerodactylidae
Gene: TIA1
Product: TIA1 cytotoxic granule associated RNA binding protein
Exons: 13
Coding region: 200-1378 (392 amino acids)
Molecular function (GO): mRNA binding
Source: RefSeq, a predicted model, not a curated record